AGUCAAACACACGGCGGGUUCGGGAAGAGCCCCCGAAGCUCCCGAGCCCUUUUUGCAACCCCACCCUGAUUCGCGCUCAAACGCCAACUGCCACCGCGUGCGCACGUGAGCGCGCCGAUCGCCCUACCUCCCUUCUCACUUUCUCUCUCUCCUCGCCCCUCCUCCCCCACAUUCCCCGAGCCUUCGCUUCCGGCCGUCAAGUUGGUACGAACGGGGGUGUGUGUAUGUGUGCGAGCGAGUCCAGCGAGGAAGAGGGGACGUUUUAUUAUUGUUUUCGCUCUAAAAUAAUCGAAAAAGGAGGAGGCGGUGGCGGUGAACAGUUGGAGCGAGAAGGGAGGAGGAAGCAAAAAAGAAUUUGACGGAUAGAAGGAUUAUGUGGGAAAAAAUAUAACCCGUAAGCGGGUCUUCGUUUUUCUUCCGCCUCCGUUUCUGUUUUUCAUUCUUUCCCUUCAUGUCGGCGUUUCUGUGAGGAGAAAGUCAUUCCUUCCUCUUGUCCCCCUCCCUUCCUCCCCACCGACCCCCUUCGGCCAGCCCCCCUCUACAAAAUACCUCAGGCUUCAUGACUCUCGACUCUAUCAUGGCGUGCUGCCUUAGCGAAGAGGCGAAAGAAUCCAAGAGAAUCAACGCCGAGAUAGAGAGGCAGCUGCGACGGGACAAGCGGGAUGCGCGCAGGGAGCUGAAGCUGCUGCUUCUGGGUACGGGAGAAAGUGGCAAGAGCACAUUCAUCAAGCAGAUGCGGAUCAUUCAUGGAAGUGGAUAUUCAGAUGAAGACAAACGAGGUUUUACUAAGCUGGUCUACCAAAAUAUAUUCACUGCCAUGCAGUCGAUGAUCAGAGCCAUGGAAACGCUUAAAAUCCAGUACAAACAUGAGCAAAACAAGGUCAAUGCACAAUUGAUUCGAGAGGUUGAUGUAGAGAAAGUAGCAUCAUUUGGUAGUCCAUAUGUAAGUGCAAUAAAGACUCUGUGGAAUGAUCCAGGAAUACAAGAGUGCUAUGACCGAAGGCGAGAAUAUCAAUUGUCAGACUCUGCUAAAUAUUACCUUAGUGAUUUGGAUCGUAUAUCUGAUCCUGCCUAUCUCCCAACCCAACAGGAUGUUCUUAGAGUUCGAAUACCAACAACAGGGAUCAUUGAAUAUCCCUUUGAUUUGCAAAGCAUCAUAUUCAGAAUGGUGGAUGUUGGAGGUCAGAGGUCAGAAAGAAGGAAAUGGAUACAUUGCUUUGAAAAUGUGACAUCAAUUAUGUUUUUAGUGGCACUUAGUGAAUACGAUCAGGUUCUAGUAGAAUCUGAUAAUGAGAAUCGAAUGGAGGAGAGCAAAGCUCUAUUUAGGACGAUAAUCACGUAUCCCUGGUUUCAAAACUCUUCAGUCAUUCUGUUUCUUAAUAAGAAAGAUCUUCUGGAAGAAAAAAUAAUGUACUCCCAUUUGGUUGACUACUUUCCAGAGUUCGAUGGUCCACAAAGAGAUGCACAAGCUGCCAGAGAAUUCAUUCUGAAGAUGUUUGUUGAUCUGAAUCCAGAUAGUGAUAAAAUCAUCUAUUCUCACUUCACAUGUGCCACAGAUACGGAGAACAUACGUUUCGUUUUUGCUGCCGUCAAAGAUACAAUUCUACAACUGAAUCUGAAGGAGUACAACUUGGUCUGACCUGACCAAAGCAGUAAAGAAUGGAAAUAAGAAAUUUUAAACCAUAAUGAUCGCAAUUGUUAUGAUCUGUGAAGUUUGCAAACUGCUAAUUGUCAUCCUGGAUACUUGUCUUUGUGCGUCCACGGAGUUGUAGCUUCUUUAAAAAAAAAUACAAAUUGUUUUAUUCAACAGUGCAGGGUGGGGAGGGACAGGGGACACAACAUUUUUAAUGUGCAUCUUUUUUGGUGCCAAUCUACAUUUCCAUUUUUUCAAAUAUCACUUAAUAACUAGCUGUAUAACAGAUAGUUGGCUUAAGCUACAAUCUCUUUAAUGCUUGUUCAAACAAAAAAAUAGCAAGUGUUCUUCCACUUGCCAAAUCAAAAUGCAAUGCCACUCCCUCUUCAUGCUCUUUUGGUUAUGCUGGCCUUCUGCUGUCUGAUCACAGAUAUACUCUGUGGUGCGAAGUGGUGAUGUUUCAGAACUCUGUCUAACAGAAACAAGGGCAUCACUUGCUUAAUUGAUGUACUGUUUCUGGUUUGUUUGUUUUUUCCUGAUCAAUGAGAAAGUAUUGAUACUGUGAUUUAUUUUUUUGAUUUUUUAAAAUAAAUUAUUGAUGUUAUACAUAUAGUUUGCUACUUGCUGUACUUCAGCCAUGGACUACAAAGAUGGGAGCUCACUAAGCAAUUUCAUCUUGAGCAAAUAUCAUGGGGAAAACUGGGGGUGGUGGGGGAAAUUUGCUCAAGUACUUAGAAACCUGAGAUGUGGAAAUAAUGAUUACUUGGCAAAUAAAUGAAGCCAAAUCUAGUAUAAAGAAAUAAGUGUAUUUAUCUAAUUUAUGGACCAGUAUAUCUAGGCUUGAUUUCAGGUUAGAAUGUUUCUGUAUUAAUUGGUUUACAGAUGCUCACCUGUUGCCAAACUUCGAUUUUUUUUUAAACUGCUGUACACUACAGUAGCAGGUUAUGGAAUUUUUUUUAGGAUGACUUGCUAAACUAAAGUAAGUUGACAGUUUAUGCUAAUUAUAGCUAGAUGAGGGUUUUUGACCUUGAAAGUUUUUAAUAGAAGGAUAGUUUUAUGCAGUCAGGUACUUUUUACAGAAUCUUUUUUUUUAAUAGGUAUAUCAGGCUUUGAAAAGAAAACCUCUGUUUUAUAGGAAUGCAGGUGCCAAGACAGUUGCACUACACAGCUCUUAAUUUGUGAUUUCUCUGUACAAAAGUGAAAGGAUGGCUUUUAUAAAUGCUGCACAGUGCCAUAACUAUAAUGUACCUUACAUUUUUAAGUUCUGACCUCACCAAACGAAUAUCAAGACUGCUUUGUAAUAGUAAUAAUUGUCAGUAGUCCUGAUAUAAAUGCUACAUCUCACAGUGGUGAUUUGGUACAGGCCAUCUCCGGGUUAUGAGUGCCCAAAUUAUAGACACCCCUAUAUAUGAGCUCCCAUAAUACUAAAUUCAAUAGUCCAAUGUGCAUGCAUACAUUUGUUCCUAUGAACAGCAGAAUUAGUUUCCCCUCUCACCACUUUCAGUAAUUGUUUCUUACCAGUGUUUAGUGCUUUUGAUGCUAUUCAUUACAAUACUGCAGAGGUGUGGUUACAAAAUUGAUGAGUUUUGUGUAUUUCCUGAUUUGUGGGCAAAAUUGACUAAAGGGCAUCUGUAAAAAUGUAUCCCGUUUGUUACUCGGGGACGGCCUGUAUAGCAGAAUAUGGCAUGUUCAGAAGUGUGUGCGCUUUUUAAAUUCCUUAUGCAGCUGAAAAUGUAUUUUUCCUGCAUUCAAACUAUUUUGCUGCUCCCUACUCAAUGAUAGUAUAGUUGGUAAGUUUAAGUAAGCCUCUGACUUGUAGUUCUCGCUGUCACCAUAGGAAGUGCCCUAUCAUUUGCUCUGAGUUUUGGCAGCGAUAGGGCACCAGAUUCAACAUUGUGGUGAAUGAUAUAUAUGUAUCUUUUCGCACUAAACAACUGGGAUAGAAUGAAUUAGAGCAGCAAAGGCAUAACAUUUUGCAUUUUAUUGUUCAAUUAUAAUCCAAGAAAUGCUUUCUCAAGUAUUGCGGUCGGUUCAGAAGUAUAGCUGUAGAUAAUAGGCUUUGUUGUAUUUUUUAAUGGAAUGCAGAUUGAUGAUUCAGAGUUAAAUAAAUCUGUUGUUAUUUCAAACAUGGCCGAAAGUGUAAUUUGAUAAGCAGUGAUAUAAUGGAAUGAGUCAUCGUGAGAAUGCCAUUGUAACUACAGAAUAGUUUAUUCAUAUUAAGUUAGGUUAAAACAGUGCAGGCUAAAAAUUUUGAUUGACAGAAAUAUAUUGUAACGGGUGGCAGGCAGUGUAGAUCUGUGUUACACUUUUUUCAUUUUUUAAAAAAGUAAUCUUUGAUCUGAGUAUUAAAAUUAUCUGGAAUUAUAAUAGUGCUAUUUUUGGUGAAAUUUUAAAUUUUUCUGCAGUUGCAUCAAAUUUAAAUUUAAAGCUCCUUCCAAAACGUUUCUCUUAAAAUAAAUAUACCAUAUCAGAAUAAAGAGAAUAAAAAGAGCACCAUCAAAUUAACCUCUCUAUGCACAUACCUCUUCUGUUUCUACCAUUGGAAUGCUUUGGGAUUUUAAGUACCACAGAGUUCAAUUUUGGAGCUAGUAGAUGUGAAGUAAUACAUGCAAGUAUCAUUUGACUUUAUUUAAAACACUUUGAAUGUCAGGUUAGAUUGAAAGAGAAAUGUGAUUAUUUUUACAAAGUUCUUUCUUUUUCUCCCCUCCCUGGUCAGCUUAAAUUGCUGUUUAAAACAGUCAAGUGUUCUCUACACUACAGACCAUUAUCAAACAUUUUAAUUGCCUACAAAAGUUUCAUGUUUAUAUUCAGUGCCAUUUUUAACACGCAAUAUAAUUAUUACAACAUAAGGUUUCCUUGUUUACAUAAAAUCUCUUGGACAUUUUGACAGUACUAGACAAUGUCAGGGGGAGCAGGUACAGUGGGUGGGGGAGAUAAUUUUGGAUACAAAAUGGUGAAAGAAUUGUGCAUUUUAACAUUGUGCAGCAGGAAGAAAUCUGGGCAGUGAAGUAUAGAGUGCCUUACUGAAUCCUGAAGUAAGCCUAUAAUAUGUAUACUUCAGAUUUAUUACAUAAGAUUAGAACAAAGGUUUUUCUCCUUUAAACAUUUUCCUGUCCCUCUUGUAUUUAACCAUUAAAAAAAUCUAAUAAGUGAAAAAGACAUGUAAUUCAGGAGUGGAAUUAUAUUGUUAUAAUCUUUGCAGAAAAGUGGGAAUGUUAUGAUAGAGAUCAAGGGAAAAUUGGGUUUGCAGAAUGAAGAUUCAAUACUUGGUGUGUUAGCCCAACUUUGACUAAUAUAUAAUUUUUAUUAAGAGAGCUUCUUUCACCCCAUAAUAUUCUUUAUUAAUAAUAACUCCCAUACCUUUCCUAAUCAGAAGGAAUGAUUUAAUUAUCCCAAAAUGAAUAGCAUCUUUGUAUAAUGAAUAGUGUUCAUUUAUCUUAGUCUGAAUGGUAUUGGACAAAUUAGAAUAUACCGUAGAAUGCAACUCUUCAUUAUUUACAUUGAAUCUCUGCAGCAGAUUAUAAUGCUAUUGAACUUUUCAAUUUCUAAUAUUUCAGGAAGGAUGCAAUUUUUGCAUAAUUAAAUUUUUUUGAAAAGAGAAUUAGCAGAAUUCUGGAACUGAACUUUGUGUGCAUGCAGUUAUAAAACAUAACACUUUAUUUUGAGCUCUGUGGAUAGAUGUCAUUAUUAUGAAAUGUUGCAAUUUUUAAAUAACACUAAGUAAUUUUAUGAUUUGGAUAGCUGGUGAUCCUUUAGUUCAGAAUGUUGAACCAGUGUCUCUCAAGUCCCUAAGUAAGGAAAAACUGACUUUUAAAUAGUUUGUUUACAUUUAUAGUGGAUUUGAUGGUUGUAGGACAUGUAGCUUUUGAACAUGUUACUCAAGUUAAGAUUAAUAAAUUGAAGAUUGUAAAUGUUAUAUCGCAGUGGAAAUUCAAGUCUAUAAUUUUCAAAUAUAACCAAAAGAUUUUUUCACUUCUAACAUUCAACAAUGUAUAGCUUGUUUUGAUUUUAAAGCCAACCAGCCUAUGUAAAUAAAAUUUUGUUUCACUUUACACCCUUUACCAUCCAAAUUUUCCAAAGAAGAAGCUACUUCUCUUUGGAUCCAAAUGUUUAUUACUAAAAACACUACAUAAAGCAUAGAGCGAUAUAUUAUUGGCCCUGGGUUUUGUGCAGUUUUGAGUUUUAUGUAUAACUUGUACACUUCAUGUUGAGAAUUUGGACCCAUACAAGGAAAGGUUACGUCGAUUCUAAUUAAUACUUUUUGCACAUUUACUUUUGUGAAUAUGGGUCUCAGUGUGAUGUGAAACAAUUUACCAAUUUGAGGAUGGUAGUUUUUUUUAACUUUAACCCAGAUUUGCAAAAGAAAUUGUAUAAAAUGUAUGUAGCAUAUGCUUGCAUAUUAUAGGGGAGUAACAAUGGGAAAUGCCUCUGUGGUGUAUUUAAACCAAGGGACCAAACUUUGGUCACAGAUCUUUCAGUUUAUUCCCUGAGGCAGCCUAACAAGUUUUUGUAGUAGUGGCAUAUUUGCAAUUGCAUUUUAAUCUUUCUAGUUAUCCGCUUUACAGUUUUGAAUGGUAUUGGCUUUUUUUCCCCACAUUCUUUUCAUUAUCUCAAGCUUCUGUGUUUGAUGGUAUUCAGCAGAUAUUUGGGGAUCCAAGUGAGAAAUAGGGGUUUGAGUGAUCACAAUAUCGUUAAUUUAUCAUGUCUGAUUACUUUUCCAUAUUUGAAAGCCUAUAUCAAUCAGUGAAGGAAAUAUUUAGUGCUGUUUGCAAAAGAAUGAUAAUAAAUAGAUUAUCUUUAAAAAUUGGGACUGGAGAUAAACUUUGUAAGUAGUCAUCUGCCACAGAAACAGGCGCUACACCCAUUAUGUUGGCACGAACUAUCAAGCUUUUUAUGCUACACUUACUGUAUUCUCUUUACAUUUCUAUCAAUACCCCUCAAGUUCUACCACUAACCUACACAGAGCUAUUUAUAGUGACCCAUUAACCUAUCAACCUGCUCGUGUUUUGAAUGUGGGAGGAGACGGAAUCAUUUGGAAGAAGUCCAUAGGUCGGAGGGAGAAUGCAAAAUCCACAGAGGUAACACCAGGGAUCUAGAUUGAGCCAGGUCACUGAGCUGUGGGACAAUUAAAUUUGAAAGUAUUUAUUACUGCAAUGAAUUCUGCAAUACAAGUUUUGAUUUUAAUCUGAUUCAUUGUAAGUUAUCAGACUAGUUUUUUUGGGAGGAAAUUGUGACAAAGGAGGGCCACUUAAAUGAAGGGGGCAGUUUAUAAUUAUUUCACUGUUAUUUUGCUAUUGUUUUUAUAUUUUUUAUACCUAUCUUGUCAGAUUAUUAAUGAAGUCAUCGCAAAAACUAAUUUUAAAUUACUAAAGUGUCAUGUUGACAUUACAGAAAUGAAAGGAUAUUAGGUUGUUGCAGGAAACUAGAAACUAGGAUUGAGAUGAACGUUGGCAGCCAUGAUCUUAUUGAAUAGUUGAAUAGAUAUGAGGGGUCAAAUGGCCCAUUCCUAGUUUUUCUUCUGUUCUAAAUAAUAACUGCUAGGAAAUUUCUUUGGUUUGAUUACCUACGGAAGUUCUUAAAAUAGAAAGUGCGGAAAUAACAUCGCACAGAAGCUUUCAUAAUAUAAAAUGCUGGAGGAACUCAGCAGUUCAGCAUCUGCAGAUUUUCUCAUUUGAGCUUUUAUAACGUUUCAGCUGAAAUAUUAAAUCUGGGAUCUUCUCCACAGAUAUUGCUUGACCUGAGUAUUUGCAGCACUUUCUAUUUUCAUUAUAGAAUUCUACCAUCUGCAGUACUUGUUUUUGCUUUCAGAAGCUCUCAUGACACCUGCCGUUCUGCCCCCUACCACAUUGGCCAUUCCUACACAAAUAAUAAUUCAGUGAAUAUUAAAUCAGUUUCCAUGUUUAAUUUUGUUACAUGAAGAUGCAAUUACAAAUUUUAAAUAAUAUUUCAGUGACUCAUGGUGUGUAUGAGAUGAGAAUAUUUAUACUGUAACAUUUGCUCUGUGGAAAGUUAUUCAUAAAUGCUUUGGUAUUAGAAUAUUAGGUGGUAACCUGUACCUGGAGGUCUUUGUUUCCCUUAUUUUCCAUGCUCUUUGGCAGGUCUAACAACUUUACUGGCAGAAGCAAAGUAAAAUUUGAGUUAAAGUGUACAUAUACUAUGCCCAUUGAGAAGAAUAGUACCUGCGCUCUUGCCUAGAGAAGGUACAGGAGAGAAAGUAAACUAUCACAAUAAGCAAUUUCACUGUUUCUGCUCACUUACUAAUUAUCAAAUUUCCAUCCUUGUGGAUCCUUGCACUUCAACAUUGACUUCUCUGUAUUCGUGAAAUUUCUGGCUAGAUGGGAUGUAGCAUUGGUUUCUGAUUAACAAUAAUUGUUGCUACUUGUAGUCCCAGCUAUCCUGGCAUUCACAGUGAUUAAGGAUGUUCUGUUGAAGUAAAAUGUUUUAAUAUUUUUGAGGCCUUUUGUUGUACUGCAAAUACUAUCACAACCUGUUACUAAGUAUAUUUUCUCAGUGUUGGAAAGAAAAACGCAAUGUGAUCAUUACAACAUUCCAGUAGGUAUGCAAGUUGAAGUAUGCUGAGGGUGGAUUAAAUCUGAAAUGCUGCUGAAUAACUACUGUUUUAGGCACUGUGUUUGAGAGAGGAAGGCAUAUGCAUCAUCUAACACUGUUUUAUCUGGCUGCAUAUCCCUGCACCAUGAAGUUAAAAUGUUAACAAUUGCUUAUCAUUUUUGUUUGGUUGGUAAAGGGAGCAGCUAGAGGAGACUGUAAUGUUCUCUUUCUGGCAGCUUUUAAUGGUGAAGGCAACUCUUGCAGAGCCAUAAAAUAACAUAUUAAAGUUUUAAAACUGAUAAUAUGUUCAUUCAUCAGUAGGGUAAUUAGAAGAUUAAAAAUUUCCAUUGCUAGUAUAUUGUUAGAUAAACAGAUUUAAAAACCCAAUGAUGUACAGAUUUUAUAGGGUUGGGAGACUAUGUAAGCAACAAUCUCACUUUGCUUCAACACAGCAAAUCAUACAAAGCUGUCCAUCCAAUAAUCAAGGUACUCAAAGCUCCAUGUGGAAAAAUAAGCCUGUUCAGUUUGGGGGGGUGGGGGGAAUUGCAGUUUGAGCUGAAAAGUCAUCUUUAGCUUCAGUAAGGUUGUGUGUAGAAUGAAUAUUAUACCUCCUGUAGAUGUCCUGCCUUCAUGCAAAGUAACUGUUCUGUCAUAGGUUUGGGAUGUUAACAUUUUAUUAUUCAUUUGGUGGGAUAUACAAACUUCAUAUUUUGUUGUGUAUUUCUAUGCUUGUAACUUUUUGAAGAAAAUUGAAGCAUGGCAGCCAUCAGCAGUGGUGUAUUGAACUAAAAUAUGUAUUACUGAUCUUUCACAGAAUUUUUUUUAAGUAAACCAAAUGUAAAUUAUGUAGAAUAAUGAAUUGAAGUGUGCCAAGUCCCUUCUUUGUAGUGCCAGACUCUCCAAGUGCCAAUGUGGUGGAAAUUUAGGUUGGACUUGUAUAUUAGGUCCUGUUAAAAGGAAACUUUAAACUAUUUAAGAGCUAUAACUGCUGUUUUUAAAUUGUCAUUUUAAUGCAUGUAUUGAUGUUUGGGGAGGGACAUAGUUUUUGAAAAAUAAAAAAAAAUCUUGUAUAAUUCACCCAAGAAGGGUCUUACUGGUUAUUAAUACAGUAUUUUUCGGCCAUAAUUUUGUAAUAGUUUCAUUUGACCUCUGUAGCUUGACCCUCAUGGAAACAUGAACUUGAUUUUCAUAUCCUUAUCCUGAAAUCUGUUUUAAAUUGGAAUAAAUUUUG
Mobula hypostoma (lesser devil ray) is the source of this 9413-nucleotide messenger RNA. RefSeq names its product guanine nucleotide-binding protein G(q) subunit alpha-like. The transcript is spliced from 7 exons. Bases 560 to 1639 code for a protein of 359 amino acids. Lineage: Eukaryota; Metazoa; Chordata; Chondrichthyes; Myliobatiformes; Myliobatidae. Gene Ontology annotation, biological process: phospholipase C-activating dopamine receptor signaling pathway; adenylate cyclase-modulating G protein-coupled receptor signaling pathway; action potential. The record is from RefSeq and is a predicted model, not a curated record. Gene Ontology annotation, molecular function: G protein-coupled receptor binding; GTPase activity; guanyl nucleotide binding. Gene Ontology annotation, cellular component: heterotrimeric G-protein complex.